Molecule: messenger RNA, 3174 nt
Organism: Sclerotinia borealis F-4128
Lineage: Eukaryota; Fungi; Ascomycota; Leotiomycetes; Helotiales; Sclerotiniaceae
Source: the annotation of a GenBank genome assembly
AUGCCUUCUCAACGAAACAACGAAAAGGCUCAACAACGAAAGAAGGCACUCGAUGCCCUCGAAGCACGUCGUGAAGCAGCCGAGAAGAAGGAGCUCGACAUGGCCACAAAAGCUGACGCGAAAACUACCGAAGAGUCGGUUAGUCAAGCUGGUGCAUCGAGUUCUGCCGUCCCCGUCCCAUCCUUGGACUCCCUUCCACGCAUCAAAAAGAAGACAGGAACCUCGAUGGCCGAGAAAAGAGCCGCCGAGGAAGUUGCUGCUGCUGAGAAACAGAAGCGCGAGAGAGUAGAGAAGGAAGAAGGGGAAAUUACCAGCGAUGAUGAGUACAUCAAUCGCUUGGUUAAGAACAAUAAACUCCGAAGACCUGUUCCAGAAAAGACUACAUCCAGCAAGGCUAAGUCAUCUGUGUCCACUUCCUCUCGCGCAUCCAAGAGCACCAAAGACCAAACGGUGUCAAACAAUAUGAACACGAGCGUCGAAAAGGUCCAAAGCGAGGCACCACAAGGCCGUCGUAAGCGCAUGACUCCUCAAGAGAAAGAGGAAGAUGACUUGAAGAUACUUGGUAUUAAGACAAGAUCGUCCUCAAGCAAACCCUCGUCUAAGCAUAGACGUGCAGAAGAAGCCGACGAGAGCUCAGGAGAGGAGAUUGCUGCCCCAGCCAGAAAGCGCCAGACGACCGAAGCUACUGGAGCUAAAAAGGCAAUGCACAAGGGAGGUAACUCUUCUAACGCUCAAGCAUCCAAAGGAAAGCGUGCAAGAGAAGCCGAAGAAGUCUCUGAAGAGGAAAUUGAUAGAUCCCAGAAGAGGCGAAAGGAGAGUGCUCCGGCUCCUGCGAAGCGCACUCCAUCUGUAAAGGAGACAAAGUAUCGUCUAGAUCCUAACGCUCCAAAGGUGAUGACGUUCGGUGCUCCACAACCUUCUAAGAAGAAGGUAGCACCAAAGAAGGCACUCGCAGGUCCGGCAAAGAUUGCAUCUGUUUCCGAGAAGAAGGAAGUCAGCAAAAAGGCCGAGAAAAAGGCUCCGUCAUCUACGACAGUGACGGCUACCACAUCGAAAUCCCGAACUAUUUCGGGUACUUCCACCUCUACCAGACCUUUGACUAAAGCGUCGACGAUGACAGCUGAGUCUACCCAGAGUCCACCUCGGGAUUUCACCAGCGUAUCCGACAGGAUCAAAUCCCGUCGUCGAGGUACUUCUGCUGCUUCCGGCGCUGAGACUAUUCAAUCAUCUUCAUCAGUACCAUCCACUGUGGCAGCAAGAACAGUGUCUCGUAGCUCUCGGAGCUCGAAGACAUCGAGCGUGGCUCCAUCUACGCUAGCAUCAAGGAAGUCCUCCGUCAACAGACUUUCACCGCCAACACUUUCUCGCAUUGUCGAAAGAAAACCUGCAAAGCGUCUCGAGCAGAUCGAAGAAGAGAAGAUCGCAAGUGAGAUGCAGGAAAACACUGAGCGAGAGAGUGUGGAGGAGCUGAAGGAGCCAGAAUCCGCGGUCGAGUUGGACUCUGAACAAGAUACAUUGUUGAAGGCAGACUUUGAUGGUUGCAUGGCUAGACUCGACCCCAAGACUGCUGCUGUAGUCCAGGAACAACAGCAAGAGAUUGAUCGAGUCCCCGAAGGAGCUAGAUCGCAAGCUGUCGAGGUAAAUGACGAGUCAGAGCAGUCUGUUGGAAAGAUCGAUGAGUCUAACGCAUAUGAGAAUGCGGUUGAGACCACCAAAGCCCCAUCAUCGCCAAACUUGGCAACUUCUGACGAUGUCGAAGAGGGAGACUCUGAUCAUCUAGAGAUUGACUUCGAAGAGGCUUUUAAGGCUGAGGAACCACAGCAAUCAGCUGGACAGCAGUUGAAGAACCUAUCAGCUGCAUCAAUUACUUCACCACACAUCUCAGCAGAUAGUGGUGCAUUGACAGAGCAGCCCUGGAUUGCUACUGGCAUUGACUCUCCUAAGUACACUGAGGAUGGGGUCCCUCCACAGAAUCGCAUGACUGAAAUUCCAUCAGUCAUUGCCACAUAUGAACGAGGCUAUGUAUCCGAUAGCUCGGAUGCAUCCGUUGAGGAUCCAGACUCGGAUGAUGAUGUUGUCGUGACCAAAAAGGUCAGCCCAGUACCAACUCCAGUUCUUUCUGACCCUUUUGAAGAGGGUAAUUUCGAUGAACUGGAACUUGAUUUGGAUCGGGAGCUUGAGAUCGAGGUACUUCAACAGGACCACGCGAAGAAAGUUCAAUUGGAGUCCAUUGAGUCUCUAGAGGAGCAAGACGAACUUGAUGAAGAUGCUUUGGAGGAUCAGUUUAAAGCUGAUUUUGAGGCUGCUUUCGCAAGGAAGGACAAUCAGCAUUCCUCGUCGGAUACUUCGUUUUCUCCAGCAAAUGCUUUGGAAGCAUCCGUGGAGCAGCCUUCUUCUAGUUUCACAGCUAACGAUCAAGUUGAAGCUGAAGUUUCUGGUCCCAAGGAAGCUACAGCAGAGGUUAAACUAUUACGUGGUUUACCUCCACUUGACGAAGCAAGCAAUCUCAUCGAGCCCUGUUGGUCCCCAGAUGAUUCUGACUCUGACUCCGAAUCCGAUGACGAUGUGGAAAUGUUGGAAAAUGGUCCCUCUGAGGUCAUCUCCGUAGAUGAUAUACCUCAAUCCGAGUCCGCUGAAGACGAGGAUAGCAUCAUGUUGGAUGUUGAUAACGCGGAUGAGAUCUUCCGGAGGAAUAGGGUCCCGGUGGAACUCGCCACCGAAGCUGCCGAGUCGGAAUCAAUGAAUUACGACCAAUUAAUUGCCAACGUCCGGGCUAAGAGGGAAGAGACUAUGCUCUGGGAAGAAGAGACUCAAUUAGAGCUUUCUAUAACAUUCGAGUUGGAUCGCGCAGGUAUUUUACGCGAAUUGGGUGUCUCUGAGGAGCGCAUCUCCGCUUAUAUGGAGACGCACCAGAGAUAUGAGAAUGUUGCAGUUCCUGAGCCUGCCAAGCCAGCUGAUAAUGAGAUGGAGGUAGGCUGGGACGACAAUGACGAUGACGACUCCUCGGAUGAUGUCUACUUAGAUCGAGACAAGGUAGGCAGAUACCAAGGAUUUCUCGCCGGGGUGUUCAUCCUUUUGGGCCCAUCAACUGGUGAUGGAUUCGUCUUUGCCUUCGUUUCUGCUUUGGUUCUCAGAUUUGAGCCUGGAUUAUUAGCUGGCACUCCAAACGUCUAA